AUGUUAUUUGUCAUUUGGUUUCUAUUAUUUGAUCAACGAAUAGCAUUUCAAACAACAGACACUUAUUUAGAAUCUAAUGAAGACUAUUCAUAUGAAGAUAGUUCUAUUGCAACUGAGAGUAACGUUUUCUCGAAUCACACUUCUUCUGUUCGAAAUUCAACGGAGAUUUACUUAAAAAAAGAAAUGCACAAUUCUUCAUCAUCAUCAGAUGAUGAUGUGAUUGAAUUGAAUGUUAGCGGUGAAAGGAUAUCAACUUUACGAUCAACUCUUACUGCUAUACCUAAUUCAAAAUUAGCGCUGAUGUUCACAAAAGAUAAUCGAAACGUAUGGCAAUUAAAAGAUAAAGAGGAUGUAGUUUUUUUUGAUUAUAAUCCUGUUCAAUUUAAAUAUUUGCUUGAUCAAUUGAGAAUGAUCAAACGUACACCAGAUAUAUCUCCUGAUGAUAUUACAUUUCAAGCACCACAAGGAGAUAUACAAACAAAUUUUUCUUACAUGAUCGCAGAUCUUGGACUAAAUGCUGAACGAUUCUUGUCGCCUCUCGCAGCUUGCAACAGUAGAAAACUUCUUGUCGCAUGUCGUCCUGCUAAUAACAAUAAGAUGUUAACUCUAGCCGGUAUUGGCAAAUGGAAAGAUCUUUUUCGUCCAUGUUCAUCAAAUACUUAUUGUCAGAUUGAAAUAAAGAAUGAUAUAGGUUUCUACUACGUACAAGAUCAAGCUUGGGGAUUUGAAGGACAUUCGCAGAUCAAUUUGAGUUAA
Messenger RNA from Rotaria sordida, 756 nucleotides. The record is from the annotation of a GenBank genome assembly. Lineage: Eukaryota; Metazoa; Rotifera; Eurotatoria; Philodinida; Philodinidae.